CGAUAAUGUAUUGCACUCUGGUUGUGUUGAUUAGUCAUAUACUCAUAUCAUUGUUCCGACUCUCUCUCUCUCUGUGUGUUGAUCUUCACAAAUCAUGGCGCCAACAAAUCAGGUAUUGGUUAAAGAGAACUUAAAUGUGAGAAUCAUCAUACUGAAUCGGCCUAAGCAACUAAAUGCGCUUUCCCUUGAAAUGGUUUCACGGUUAUUGGAACUAUUUCAUGCCUACGAAGAGGAUCCGAGUGUCAAGCUGAUAAUUAUGAAGGGUGAAGGAAGGGCUUUUUGUGCCGGCGGUGAUGUUGCAGGUGUUGUUAAUGAUAUUAAUAAAGCUAACUGGAAAGUAGGUGCACAUUUUUUCUCCAAAGAAUUUACAUUGAAUUAUUUAAUGGCAACAUACACUAAACCGCAGGUAUCACUCCUUAGGGGAAUUGUUAUGGGAGGCGGUGCAGGCGCUUCAAUGCAUGGUAGAUUUCGUGUUGCUACAGAUAAUUCGGUUUUUGCAAUGCCCGAGACCGCAUUAGGGUUAUUUCCAGAUGUAGGCGCCUCUUAUUACUUAUCGCGACUACCUGGAUUCUUUGGAGAAUACGUGGGUCUUACAGGUGCUAGAUUGGACGGCGCUGAAAUGCUUGCAUGUGGUCUUGCAACCCACUUCGUCCCAUUGGAGAAGUUAUCCUUACUAGAAGAUGCACUAUGCAAAGCAAAUACAGGUGAUCCAAAUACUAUCAGCAAGAUCAUAUCUGAAUUCUCGAGUACUCCCAAGUUGAAAGAGAAGAGUCAAUAUUUUCGGUUGAAAACCAUUGAAGGUUGUUUCUCUCAGAGAACGAUUGAAGACAUCAUCUCUGCACUCGAGAAAGAGGCUGCUAAAAAUAUGGAUGAAUGGAUCUCAUGGACUAUUGAGUCCUUGAAGAAAGCAUCUCCAACAAGUCUCAAAAUUUCUCUUCGCUCUAUUAGAGAAGGGAGACUUCAAGGUGUUGGUCAAUGUCUUAUCCGUGAAUACCGGAUGGUUUGUACAGUCAUGCAAGGACAAUUCAGCAGGGAUUUUUUUGAGGGAUGUAGGGCGUUGCUGCUAGACAAGGAUAAAAACCCAAAGUGGGAACCUUCAAAACUUGAGUUUGUAAGUGACAGUAUGGUUGAGCGUUACUUUCAAGCAUUAGACAUUAAAGAGUGGGAAGAUCUCAAACUCCCUGCCAGGUCAAACUUACCUUCAUAUGCCAUUUCAAAGCUCUGAGCUAUAUCAUUAGUGGUUUCAAAGUUGUAAUAAUUUAUGUUAAAAAGAACAAAUAUGUUAUACUACUUCUGCUCAAUAAUAUAUUGAAAUUUACAGUCA
Messenger RNA from Erigeron canadensis, 1324 nucleotides. Its product is annotated as 3-hydroxyisobutyryl-CoA hydrolase 1-like. Gene Ontology annotation, molecular function: 3-hydroxyisobutyryl-CoA hydrolase activity. Gene Ontology annotation, biological process: L-valine catabolic process. The record is from RefSeq and is a predicted model, not a curated record. The transcript has 14 exons. Lineage: Eukaryota; Viridiplantae; Streptophyta; Magnoliopsida; Asterales; Asteraceae. Bases 95 to 1225 code for a protein of 376 amino acids.